UCCCACCACAAUGAGACAAAUCCACACUUUCUCCCCCGUCAACGCGAUCCCAUCAUCGAGUUUCCCUCACGCACGCCACCACCUCGCUCCAGGCCACCGUCACGCCACCGUGGCCAUACUCAGGAUGUGGCGGAAACGCCGCCUCAUGGCCACCCUACACAACCACCUACACCUCGUGCCCCCCCUACGCAAGUUGCUCCACCGCCUCAUGGCCACCCUACACAGCACCCUCCACCUCAUGUCCCCCCUACGCACGGUGCUCCACCGCCUCAUGGCCACCCUCCACCAUCUCUUGGCGGAACAUCGCCCGACCAUCCGGCCCAUGUUAAGACCAUGGCACCCUUUGUCGCUGAGUUACCGCACCAAGAAUCCAGACCCCAUUCCGAUUCUCAUACGCGUCCUCAGCACGGAAGAGGCGGCCGCCACCCUGGUUUCAUCCACCCCCCAACAUCCCAACGGACCAGGCCGUUAACCUGGCUGGUGGCAGCAUUCUGUAUGCUCUUCUGGAUAUUGGUGAUUGUGGGAGGCCUGAUCGUCCUCAUAGUGUACUUGGUGUUCCGGCCGCGCAGCCCUUGGUUUGACAUCUCAACUGCCACCAUCAACGCGGCAUACCUAGACAUGGGCUACCUGCUGAAUGCGGACGUGACGGUGCUGGCCAACUUCAGCAAUCCCAACAGCAAGGUGAAGGUGGAUUUCAGCUACGUGAUCUUGGAUCUAUAUUAUGACAACAACUACCUUACCACGAGUUACAUCAAGCCGUUUGCGGUGAUGAGGGGCGAGUCGAGGUUUGCCGACGUGCACAUGGUGGGUAGCCAGGUGAAGCUGUCGAGUAAGCAUAGCAUGCAGCUGCAGAAACAGAUAGAAGAAGGAAGAGUGAACCUUGAGAUUAAAGGAUUGUUUAGAGCUAGGUCUAAAUUAGGAGGCAUUUUCCACUACUCCUAUUGGAUGUAUGCGCAUUGCCAACUCGUCGUCACCGGCCCUCCCACCGGAGUUUUGCUCACAAAAAAGUGCGUUACUAAGAGGUGA
This is a messenger RNA of Salvia splendens (bonfire salvia), 1026 nucleotides long. RefSeq lists its product as uncharacterized. Gene Ontology annotation, biological process: defense response to other organism. Gene Ontology annotation, cellular component: plasma membrane. The coding region runs from base 334 to 1026 and encodes 230 amino acids. The record is from RefSeq and is a predicted model, not a curated record. The transcript has a single exon. NCBI's taxonomy places the organism in Eukaryota, Viridiplantae, Streptophyta, Magnoliopsida, Lamiales, Lamiaceae.